GGCGGAGAGUGGUCGGCGCGCUUGGCGGAGUGUCGCCGUAGUGGGAGCUGCGCAAGUCGCCGGCGCGGUUGUUCAAGGUGGUCUUUUCGAACGACCGAUUUGCCUUCACGUGUGUUUGUGGCUGUCGCUGUUCCGCUUUGGCUUCUCGCUGAACAACGGAGUUUUCGCUUUCACUAAGAGGAGUGCAGCUGUGCUGUGGUGUGUGCUACUUAAUUGUCAACAGUGCGGCUAUACGCUCGCCGCUUUCCGUCAACGGGGCGACCCUGCGUGCAUUGAGAAAAAGAGCACAUGGCUGCCUCGUUCUGAGGGAAGGUGUAGCCCGGGACGAGUCUGGAGCAGCCUCGCUUCUCUCGGCGUCAGCUGCCACACCACCGGCGGCACGCGGCGCCCUCCCACCACACCAACGGAGACCACAGCUGCAGGGCAGGCCUGUGGCGCCGCGUCUGUGCGCUGCUGGGCCAGCGCAGCAGCCACGCCAUGGACGACGACCUGUGCCUGGACCAGUUCGAGCAGCAGCAGCUGGAACUCGAGAGGCGCCGCAUCAUCCUCGACCAGGCCGUGCGCCGCAAGACCAUCGACAGCUGGGUGUCAUCGCGGUUGAGCGUAUUCGACAGGCCCCUGGACGAGGACGUGGCGUACGACGACACCGAGGUGCCCGGUCCGGCGCCUCCUCUGCCGCCACGCAACAACCCGGGCUGCCAGAGGAUCAGCUGGCCCAUGGGACGACACUACGACUCGCCGCCGUCGUCACCCGCGCCGCCCCUGCCCACCUCACCGGUGCCCGAGGAUUCAGGGCCCAGCGUGGCAAGGCUGGACCUUCGGCAGAAGUGUGCAGCCAACAUGGCCGACCAGGACGACCAGCAGCAGCUGAUCGGCUUCGACGACAGCCCCGUGGUGCUGCCGGCCGAGUCUAAGAAAGGCGCUGCACCGAGUGAGGCCGAGCGCAUCCUCAACUCUCUGAACGCCGAAAAGAGCCAACUGGCGGCCACCACCAACGGCCACAACGGCGACGCGGCUACCACGAACGGGCACGACGAACCAGAGAAGACAGUCAAUGGCCACGCGCCCAAGGCUAACCACAAUGAGGCCGGAGAGCCGGUCUAUACUGAAGUUCCUGAGGACAAUAUCUACGAGGAAGUCAUACCUGUACAGGAGAACAAGCCGGAGACCUCGCCGACUGUCCAGACUACCACGACAGAGAGCACGGGCGUGCUUUACGAUGACUCGUCGCUGUCUAGCGAAGUGUCCGCGGAACUGUCUCCACCUCCGUCCAAUGUCGGUGAUUGCGGCUCCAACGGCACAACCUUAUCUGACCCUGAAUGCGACGCUGCUAUGGCGGAAGCCUCGGCGCCAGAGUCUCAUGCCGACAUCCCUUUUGUAGUCGUCCAAGAGUCUACACCUGUAGACUCGGAGCAGUCCAACGAUGAACAAGACAGUGCGUCGGAGGCCAUCACUGAGGUGGCGACGGAUGUCGAGCCAGUAGUCGUUGAAAAGAACAACACGCCAACUUCGGAUGAACGGCCAUCCGAUGAACAUUGCUGCAGUGCUCAACCGGCAGUGUUGGCUGCCGGUGGGGAGUCACGGCUGGACGACAUCGAGUCUGAGUUCACGAGAGUCGACGAUGUUCUGUUUGUGGAACCCGAGGAUGCUGCACGUUGCUCCGUUGUCUCCGUGACCGAGACGGAGCAGGAGGCGGCCGUUGAAGAAUGUAGCAGCAACGUUGAAGCGAUGCAUACUGAGGACACUGUUUCCGUCAUUGAAGAAACGACGCCGUCCACGCAGGAGCCAGCCUUUCCUGUCGAGCAUGAACUGGAACACGAUCCUGCAGAGUGUCAAGAUUUUGCUAAGGAGGCAGUGAUGGCUUCCCCUGCCUGUGAGCAAGGGCAGAUAGCCGAACCUCCCCCAUUGCCAACUGUGAGACACGAGUCACGUCACUUGAAGCAGAGUGUUGAAGACAGCAUCGUUGCCCGCGAGAUUCGGGCCCAGAAGGAGCGGGAGGAGAUGAUCGCCCAAGAGCGAAAGCUCGCCCAGGAAGCAGCAAGGCUUAGCUCGACAACGCCUGAGAAACCACCGUGCGACAGGACGCCAGAGACACCCAAACCUGCACGACUCACUGCACCUCAGCUUUCGAUGGCAUCGGCGACCUCACCUCCCAGCUUGGUAUCCAGUCCUGCACCAUUCCCGGCUCCCAUCGAGAAGCGGUUCACGUGUCCGUCGGACUCAAAGAUUGCUGACGAAAUUCGGGAGCUCCAGGAGCGGGAGGAAGAGCUGCGGGAGCUGAGAGAGCGCCUGCACAUUCAGAGCAAUGACCACAAGUGCAGUGAGGUUGCCAACAGCAGCAAUGACGAUGGCAUCGCUGCCAACGGCGUCGUCAGUCCAGUCGCAUCUUUGACUUCCAGCAGCGGCGGCCUGUCUAGGACCGUGAGUGUCGAGUCGCUUCCUCCGAAUGGCUCGACCCUUUUUGGACCACGCAGAAAGGACAAGAUAACUGUGCGGCCACUCUCCGACGGCACCGAAGAUGCAGUGCCAUCCCCGCCUUUUGCAUUGGGCGAGUCCCCAAUUGAACGUGAGAUACGGCUAGCACGAGACCGGGAAGAGGCACUGAGAAAGGAGAAGGGGCUGCUGGGACAGCUCCAGGCGGAAGGAUUUAUCAAGAAGGGUGAAGUGGCCUCACCCACUCCAGUCAAGGGCGCAAAGGUCCCUGCUACCCUGGUGCUUCGAGGAGGCAGCUCGCAAAAGAUCCUGGCCACAUCUCGGAUCCAGCAAGAGAUAGAAGAACAGACACAGCGUGAGAUGGCUCUUCGAGAGUCCGGGCACAUCCAGACCAUCUCCCAGGAGAGGACAGACUCCAAGGUGACCAGGAUAGGAAACGAGGCUGUCGCGUCACCUUCACCGCCACUCGCAUCUGCUACGAGGAGAGUGGCGCCUUUCGAGUCGUCUCUUCCUAACGUCGAGAUCUUCGAGAAAACUCCAGCCCGAGUUUCUUCCCCAACGACAGUGACCUGCGGUGUCUCGUCGGUUGUGGCCAAGACAGCCAAUGGUCACGUGCAUGCCAAUGGUCACGUUUCAGGAGCAAAGGGAUCGCCCGUCGCCAAUGUUCGCGGGGUGAGCAUGCAAAAAUUCCUUGCUAGUCGUGGCAAGGAGCUCGCCUUCACGAGUCCACCAUCACCUCAAAAUGGCGACAAGUUAGAGUACCGUGAACUGAAGCCUCCACAGCUGCAAAAGGGUGCCGCUGACGCCGUCCGUAAGGGCCUCAUCACGGCCGAGACAAAGAUCCAGGAGGAGAUGCGUGCCAUGAAGGAGCGCGAGGAGGAGCUCAGGCGUCAACGCCUUCGGCUGCUAGGCCAGCCCAACCUGGGCCUGUUCGAGGGAGGCGCAUUAGUCGAUGCGGAUCACGUCACUGAUGCCGGGGAGGCACCUACCCUGCAACGCGUUGGUAGUGAUGCAAGCCUUCUGGAAAAGGCCAGUGGCUCACCAGAGGCUGCCAGUCAGGCGUCCAACAGUGUCCCUCGACGCCGCAGUGCCCUCAUCGCACAAUGGGAGCAAAGGAUCCAGAGCACCGACGUCGCCAAGUCGUAAAAAGAGAUGUUGUCAUUUACUUCAGUAUGCAUAUAUAUGUAUAAAUGCCGAUAAUCUAUUUCUGCGAGCCCAGUGCGACGCAAAAUACUUGAGAUCAUUUUGCAUUUUCCCGAGUGAAAUCUUUUUUGAAUGGGUUUCUUUGAAAUAAUUAUGCACCUGUGUUGCGAAUAACAUUUGUACACCAUGAGCUGGUCGCCAGAGCGUAAUCUCGAUUGCGUUGAUCAUUUCAAAGAGUAGCUUAUUCAAGGAAUGGAAGGAAGAAUGCUUGAA
This is a messenger RNA of Rhipicephalus sanguineus (brown dog tick), 3849 nucleotides long. RefSeq lists its product as uncharacterized. The transcript has 9 exons. The record is from RefSeq and is a predicted model, not a curated record. Lineage: Eukaryota; Metazoa; Arthropoda; Arachnida; Ixodida; Ixodidae. The coding region runs from base 478 to 3579 and encodes 1033 amino acids.